UCUUCAGUUUUUAACACGCAAUUAACAAAUUUGACAACCAGAAGAAACCCUUUUGUGGUUUCUUCUCUCGGGGUUUUAUUCAUUUUCCCAUCUCUCAAACAGGACUUUUACCGUUGGGAAUUGUCAUUUCUCGGAUCAAAUUCAAUUGAUUUGGACUGCUAGAGGCGUUUUUUUGUUUCGGAUCGGCAGUAUUGAUUGGCCUUCCAUGUCCGCAGCGACGCCAUCUUACUGGUGCUACAGAUGUAGCCGCUUCGUCAGGGUUUUAAACGACGUCGCCGUCUCCUCCUCAGUGCUGUGCCCGGACUGCGGCAGUGGCUUCGUCGAGGAUAUCGACAACCCGACCCGCUCCGACUCGCGCCGCGUUAGGAGGAUUCCAGCUGCUGCGAUGUACAUGAUUGGAGCCAACAACCGUUCUGACUCCAAUCCGGAUCACACCGCUCCAAGCCCCUCGGGGCCCCGAAGACCUCGCCGGAACCAAGGCGACCGCUCGCCGUUCAACCCGGUCAUCGUCCUUCGCGGGCCAACCUCCGAAGGUGCUACUUCGAACGAAGAAGGUCGCGGAUUCGAGCUGUUCUACGAUGACGGUGUUGGGUCGGGGCUCCGACCCUUACCUACAAGCAUGUCCGAGUUUCUACUCGGGUCGGGUUUUGACCGCCUUCUCGAACAGCUGUCCCAGAUCGAAAUCAACGGAAUCGGACGGUACGAGCAGAGACCCGCAUCAAAAUCUGCGGUGGAAUCGAUGCCGACGAUCGAGCUCGACGAGUCUCACAUAGCGGCGGAGCAUCACUGCGCGGUGUGCAAAGAAGCGUUCGAAGUAGGAACCGAAGUUCGGGAAAUGCCCUGCAAGCAUAUAUACCACUCGGAUUGUAUACUCCCGUGGCUCUCCCUCCGAAACUCGUGUCCGGUAUGCCGGCAUGAACUGCCGGCCGAUUCGGAGGCCGAGACGGGUCAGGAGGAGGACGAGAACGCGGGUCUUACGAUCUGGAGGCUGCCCGGCGGCGGUUUCGCGGUGGGGAGAUUCAGCGGCGGGAGAAGAGGCGUCGAGAGAGAGCUUCCGGUGGUGUACACGGAGAUGGACGGCGGUUUUAACGGCGCAGGAGCUCCGAGGAGGAUUUCGUGGUCGAGGAAUGGAGGAAGAGGGAGACAGAGUGGUGGGUUGAUGCGGUUUUUGCGGGGUUUGUUCGGUUGUUUUGGCGGGGUCCAGUCGUCGGCGGUUUCGGGUUCGGGUUCGGAGAGAAGGUUGGGGACGCCGACGCCGCCUCGAACGACGAGUCGUAGGAGGGUGAGGUUUAUGGAUUUGGAGCAGACGACGACGUCGACUCCGAGGCGGCGGAGGACUUGGUCGAUGGAUGUGAACAGUGGGAUUGUUAGAUGGUGAGGUUCGUUAAUUUCACUCGUGGUGUAAAUAUUGGGGAAAAAAUAUGAGUGAAUGCGAAUGGGGCCUUGAAAAUCCCAUGAAAUUAGUAAGCUAGUUAAUUAAAAAGAAGCAGAGCAUCUGCAGAAGAAGAAGGACCAGCUCCAAGAGAGACAAAGCCAAAGUGAGUUUUUAAAGUUUCAUGGAGUGAAAUCUGAACCAGGAAUUAGACAGAUUUGUAAGUGUAUUUUAAUUUCCUCCAUGAAUUUGUAAUUGGUAGUGACAUUCAGUUUGUAUAAAGUGUAAGCAUCUUCUUCUUGUUCAUGUUCUUGUUCAUGCAUUGCAUGACCUAUUUCUUGUCAUGAAAAUUGUUGGGAAAUAAAUGUCUUUGCUCACUCCACUUCA
Molecule: messenger RNA, 1759 nt
Organism: Prunus persica (peach)
Lineage: Eukaryota; Viridiplantae; Streptophyta; Magnoliopsida; Rosales; Rosaceae
Product: probable E3 ubiquitin-protein ligase RHC2A
Exons: 1
Coding region: 206-1378 (390 amino acids)
Biological process (GO): protein ubiquitination
Cellular component (GO): cytoplasm
Molecular function (GO): ubiquitin protein ligase activity
Source: RefSeq, a predicted model, not a curated record